GUAUGACUUCAGCAGCACUCAUUCGAGACGCAUGCCAACCUGCGCUUCAGGGAUCACAGUCUGCAGCAUAAUGGAUGAACACUGAAGUGGACAGAACUUUUGGGGCUCUCCUCUCAUUUUUGCGCUCCAAGGGUAGCCUCACAACUCCGUCGCUCCAUCCUUGUAAUGUUUUUGGAUGGUACAGAAUGUGGACAAACCAAGAGAUGUGUCCCACGGUGAGCUAAGUGAGGGAAUUUGGAUUGUGGGGCUAAGAAUGUGGCGGGGACACUACGGGGCAACUGGGCUGCAAGUUUCCUAAGCGUGGAGGUUUGACGAGGGCGCAACAAGAGAUCAGUGUUAAUGCUGCGCGCUGGAACAGUCCAAUGCAUCAUUUUAACAGACAGUUCACCCCUUAAGGUCUUACCAUCGUGGGCUCUAAUCUAGUCACUAUCAAAGAGGAUAGUACAUCUUAUUAGGAUAAAGCCAUAGCCCACAAACAAAACCGCUGGACCCCAAUUAAACUGUUGCACCUUUUUCCCCGAUCAGUUGCCUGUUCCCCUAUCCUUUUCCCCUCAGUUUAGUAAUUCUGAUCCCCGAAGUGGCUCCGAAGUGGUGUUGCGGCUCCUCGUCCCCGGCGGAUCCGGAGAUUGGAGUCUCUGCAGCGGGAGGAGGCGGUGCUGGAGCGCCGGCCACACCGCAGGCUCCGAAGAGCGGCCGCGUCAAAAGGAUGGUGCGACUGGCGGCGGAACUGCUGCUGCUCCUGGGACUUCUUCUCCUUACCUUGCAUAUCACAGUGCUGCGGAGCAAUCCGCUGCCCCAGGGAAAUGUAACUCUGAACAUAGACCAGGACACUUUACUGUCAGAGAACAAUAUCAAUGCAAAAAGCAGCCCUUCCAGUGAACUGGCUCCUGAGGACCGGAGGACUGGUCCAGAGCAUCGGUUGGCCCACCGACCUGCCACCCUCCCCUGGGCACAAGGCACUGGCAGCAGCCUGCAGCGGGAUGGCCCAGGAGCUUUCCUCCUAGACCUGCACAAUUUCCCUGACCUCUCCAAAGCCGAUAUCAAUGGACAGAAUCCCAACAUACAGGUGACCAUUGAAGUGGUGGACGGACUAGAGGGUCCUGAGCCAGAGAAGGGUCUCCACAAGGAGAACAAACCCAGCUGGGCCUCUCCUAACUGGAGAAACUGGUGGCCUCACACUUCCUCCUCCUCAUCAUCCUCAUCCUCGUCCUCCUCCUCCUCCUCAGCCUCCACCCCUCAUCGAACAGAGGAGCAUGACCACUCAUAUGGCAACACGGAGGACAGUAACUUCCUCCGGCCGCUGGGAGACUGGGACAGGAGAGGAAGCACCGGGGGAGGAAGCAAAGCUCAGGCUGAAUACGACUAUAUUGAUGGAGAGGGGGAUUGGAGUAACUGGUCAGCGUGCAGUGUCACCUGUGGGAAUGGCAAUCAGAAGAGAACCAGGUCAUGUGGUUAUGCUUGUACAGCCACUGAGUCCCGUACCUGUGAUAUGCCCAACUGCCCAGGAAUUGAAGAUGCCUUCAAGACGGCAGCUACUGAAGUGAGCCUGUUGGCUGGAACAGAUGAGUUCAAUGCCACAGAGCUCUUUGGUGUUGACACAGACAGCUGUGAGAGAUGGAUGAACUGUAAGAGUGACUUCUUGAAGAAGUACAUGACCAAGGUGACCAACGACCUUCCCAGCUGCCCGUGCUCCUACCCCACCGAGGUGGCGUACAGCACAGCUGACGUACAUGACGCCACUACACGCCGAGAUUUCCGCUGGAAAGAUGCCAGUGGGCCAAAAGAGAAGCUGGAGAUCUACAAGCCCACAGCACGUUACUGCAUCCGCUCCAUGCUGACACUCGAGUCCACCACACUGGCGGCACAGCACUGCUGCUACGACGACAACAUGAAGCUCAUUACUCGCGGCAAGGGAGCUGGCACACCCAACCUCAUCAGCACAGAGUUCUCAGCUGACCUGCACUAUAAGGUGGACAUCUUACCCUGGAUCAUCUGCAAGGGGGACUGGAGCCGCUACAACCAGGCAAGGCCUCCAAACAACGGGCAGAAGUGCCCUGAAAACCCCCAGGAUGAGGACUACUACAAACAGUUUGAGGAAGCCAGAGAAUUCUAGCCCUCUCUGGGGUGAAGGGAACCAAAAACACUUCUUAAACACUCAUCUAAACCUCACAAAUGGUGCUGAGACCAUCUCCGUUUUAUUCAACUUUAGGUCAAAUAACACAGACGAACUGCAAGGCUCUGAGAAACAGGACUGACUGUUCCUCUGAGCCAACAUGAAGAGGAACGGAAAUCCAAUGGAUUCAGAUCUCUCACUUGGACACACAACAAACUUUUUUUUUUUUUUUUUUGUCUUCACCAAAACCAGAGACAAAGUGUUGUUUUGUUUAUUUUUAAUUUUCUAUAAAAUAUGCCUUGGAGAAAAAUGUAACAUAAAUAAUGUUUGUUUGUUUUUUUGCCAGUAAUUAUGUUGCCAAUUUUAAUUUUUUCAGUGUGGGUCAAUAAAGGGAAAUUUCAGUUUAUAUUCAUAAAAGGGAAAAUUGCUGUUGUAAGGCUGUCCGUUUAGAUUACAUCUAUGUUUGUCUCCGUAGAUUGUUUAUGUUUGAAUUUGAGAGGCCAGUGAGGAUAGGCAGAAGAAGAUCGCCCAGGAAUGCAUUGGGGGUGGGGGGUGGGGAGCCUGCAGAGGACUGGGGUCAAAGUUUGUCCCAUCUCCCCUGUUUGGUCGACUGUAAUAUCCAGGUUGUCAUGUAUGCUUGUAAGUAUGUUUAUUUAGCAUGCACAUUUUUUUUUUUUUAAUUUUAACAAAUAAUUUACAACCAUGUUCUUUGUCUCUCUGACACAGAUCAGCCUCUUCAUUGUAAAAAGCCUGCAUUAUUUUUGUAAAGUAUUUAUUAAGUUGUAGCUGUGGCUGAGUUGGGUGUCCAUGAUUGUGGUUUCUGGUUCACGUGUGGCUGAAUGCUAACUUGAGAUAACCUGUCUUACUCUUCAGUUCACCAUCAGCGUGAGGAUCCCUAUCUCAAGUUAGGAUUACGCCUUCAUAGAUUAUAAAGAAUGUGUGAAUACA
Molecule: messenger RNA, 3061 nt
Organism: Myripristis murdjan (pinecone soldierfish)
Lineage: Eukaryota; Metazoa; Chordata; Actinopteri; Holocentriformes; Holocentridae
Gene: ism1
Product: isthmin 1
Exons: 6
Coding region: 707-2113 (468 amino acids)
Biological process (GO): negative regulation of angiogenesis
Source: RefSeq, a predicted model, not a curated record